This is a messenger RNA of Galeopterus variegatus (Sunda flying lemur), 2662 nucleotides long. Its product is annotated as insulin receptor. Gene Ontology annotation, molecular function: insulin receptor substrate binding; insulin receptor activity. NCBI's taxonomy places the organism in Eukaryota, Metazoa, Chordata, Mammalia, Dermoptera, Cynocephalidae. Gene Ontology annotation, biological process: positive regulation of kinase activity; cell surface receptor protein tyrosine kinase signaling pathway; positive regulation of MAPK cascade. Bases 1 to 2634 code for a protein of 877 amino acids. Gene Ontology annotation, cellular component: axon; insulin receptor complex. The transcript is spliced from 12 exons. The record is from RefSeq and is a predicted model, not a curated record.
AUGGAGUCAGGAACCCAGACAGUGUGUCCUGGCAUGGAUAUCCGGAACAACCUCACCAGGUUGCACGAGCUGGAGAACUGUUCGGUCAUUGAAGGACAUUUGCAGAUACUCUUGAUGUUCAAAACGAGGCCCGAAGAUUUCCGAGACCUCAGUUUCCCCAAACUCAUCAUGAUCACCGACUACCUGCUGCUCUUCCGGGUCUACGGGCUCGAGAGCCUCAAGGACCUGUUCCCCAACCUCACGGUCAUCCGGGGUUCACGUCUCUUCUUCAACUAUGCCCUGGUCAUCUUCGAGAUGGUUCAUCUGAAAGAGCUCGGGCUCUACAGCCUGAUGAACAUCACCCGGGGCUCCGUGCGCAUCGAGAAGAACAACGAGCUGUGCUACUUGGCCACCAUCGACUGGUCCCGUAUCCUGGAUUCUGUGGAGGACAAUUACAUCGUGCUGAACAAGGACGACAACGAAGAGUGUGGGGACAUCUGUCCGGGCACCGCGAAGGGAAAGACCAACUGCCCUGCCACUGUCAUCAACGGGCAGUUUGUCGAGCGCUGUUGGACCCACAGCCAUUGCCAGAAAGUUUGCCCAACCAUCUGUAAGUCCCACGGCUGCACUGCCGAAGGCCUUUGCUGCCACAGUGAGUGCUUGGGCAACUGUUCCGAGCCCGACGAUCCCACCAAGUGUGUGGCCUGCCGCAACUUCUACCUGGAGGGUAGGUGCGUGGAGACCUGCCCGCCCCCGUACUACCACUUCCAGGACUGGCGCUGCGUGAACUUCAGCUUCUGCCAGGACCUUCAUAAUAAAUGCAAGAACUCGCGGAGGCAGGGCUGCCACCAAUACGUCAUUCAUAACAACAAGUGCAUCCCUGAGUGUCCUUCCGGGUACACGAUGAAUUCCAGCAACUUGAUCUGCACACCAUGUCGGGGCCCCUGUCCCAAGGUCUGUCACCUCCUAGAAGGUGAGAAGACCAUCGACUCGGUGACGUCCGCCCAGGAGCUCCGAGGCUGCACCGUCAUCAACGGGAGCCUGAUCAUCAACAUUCGAGGAGGCAACAACCUGGCAGCUGAGCUGGAGGCCAACCUUGGCCUCAUUGAAGAAAUUUCAGGAUACCUAAAAAUCCGUCGAUCCUAUGCUCUUGUGUCUCUUUCUUUUUUCCGGAAGUUACGUCUGAUUCGAGGAGAGACCUUGGAAGUCGGGAACUAUUCCUUCUAUGCCUUGGACAACCAGAACCUAAGGCAGCUCUGGGACUGGAGCAAACACAACCUCACCAUCACUCAAGGGAAACUCUUCUUCCACUAUAACCCCAAACUCUGCUUGUCUGAAAUUCACAAGAUGGAAGAAGUUUCAGGGACCAAGGGGCGCCAGGAGAGGAAUGAUAUUGCCCUGAAGACGAAUGGUGACCAGGCAUCCUGUGAAAAUGAAUUACUUAAAUUUUCUAGCAUUCGGACAAGUUUUGACAAGAUCUUGCUGAGAUGGGAACCGUACUGGCCCCCUGAUUUCCGAGACCUCCUGGGGUUCAUGCUCUUCUACAAAGAGGCCCCUUAUCAGAAUGUGACAGAGUUUGAUGGGCAAGAUGCCUGUGGCUCCAACAGCUGGACGGUGGUGGACAUCGACCCACCCCUCAGGUCCAACGACCCCAAGUCACAGAAUCACCCCGGGUGGCUGAUGCGGGGUCUCAAGCCCUGGACCCAGUACGCCAUCUUUGUCAAGACCUUGGUCACCUUUUCCGAUGAACGCCGGACCUAUGGGGCCAAGAGUGACAUCAUCUAUGUCCAGACAGAUGCCACCAAUCCUUCCGUUCCCCUGGAUCCGAUCUCCGUUUCUAAUUCCUCAUCCCAGAUUAUUCUGAAGUGGAAGCCCCCCUCGGACCCCAACGGCAACAUCACGCACUACCUGGUUUUCUGGGAGAGGCAGGCAGAAGACAGUGAGCUGUAUGAGUUGGAUUAUUGUCUCAAAGGCUUGAAGCUGCCCUCUAGGAUGUGGUCACCACCGUUCGAGUCUGAGGAUUCUCAGAAGCACAACCAGAGUGCACACGACGAGUCGGCUGGUGAAUGCUGCUCCUGCCCGAAGACUGACUCUCAGAUACUGAAGGAGCUGGAAGAAUCCUCGUUUAGAAAGACGUUUGAGGAUUACCUGCACAAUGUGGUUUUCGUCCCCAGGCCAUCGAGGAAACGCAGGUCUCUUGGCCACCUCAGCAAUGUGACAGUGGCCAUGCCCACAGUACCAGUUUUCCCCAAUAUCUCCUCAACCAGCGUGCCCACGAGCCUGGAGGAACACAGGCCCUUCGAGAAAGUGCUGAACAAGGAGUCGCUGGUCAUCUCCGGCCUUCGCCACUUCACCGGCUAUCGUAUUGAGCUGCAGGCUUGCAACCAAGAUACCCCCGAGGAGCGGUGCAGCGUGGCUGCCUACGUCAGCGCCAGGACCAUGCCCGAAGCCAAAGCUGAUGAUAUUGUUGGUCCCGUGACCCAUGAAAUCUUCGAGAACAACAUCGUUCACUUGAUGUGGCAGGAGCCAAAGGAACCCAACGGUCUGAUUGUCCUGUACGAAGUGAGUUAUCGGCGAUAUGGCGAAGAGGUAAGACCCUUGACACUUGGGCACGUGCCAUCAAAGUUGUCCUUGGGGCCUCCUUCCUCUGCUUAAAUGCUGGCCCAGACACUCCUCGCAUCUA